UCCUGCCUGAAAAGGCUUGCGUGAAAGACGACUUGUGGAGAAACUUGUGGGUUUUUUGGAAACUUAACUUGUUAGCUUUUUGUGUUUYAGCAACGAUGGAUAAAGUUAACAGACUCUUUAGUCACUUCUUGGUGUUAUAUUGAUUUUAAGCUAAAAACACGAGGGGGAAGUUCGUCCGUUGUUAGCUACUUAGCUAGCUGCGAACUGAAAAUGUUUGACAGGUGAGAGAGAUGUAACAUGGGCAGGAAUGGACCAAAGUGUGACUUCAGGGAUCCACAGAGUCCGUCAUCAUGUGGCACAGCAACCUGCAUCAAUUCCUCGGACUGGAGCUGAGCGACCGGUCAAGCGUGUGUAAAAGGAGACCCCGUCAGCCUCCAUGGCUUUCUCAUCAGACCCGUCCCGCAGGGAGAAGACUCCCGGGACCCACGGGACACACACGGCUGCUCGUAACCUCUUACGAAAGAAGGAGCAGCGCCGGCGUGGAAUCCGAUCCUCCUCGCCCAUGGGUCGGGUCAUCCUCAUCAACUCUCCUGUGGAUGGUGGAGAUGAUAGCGAGGACCUCCACACKAUCACUGUGGAUAAGAGUUUGGACGGGAAGCUUGGGUUUAGUGUGCGCGGAGGCUCAGAGCACGGCCUCGGUGUCUUCGUCAGCAAGGUGGAGGACGACAGCACAGCAGAAGAGGCAGGUCUGCUGGUGGGGGACAAACUGGUGGAGGUGAACGGCAUCAGCCUGGAGAGCAUCACCAUGAGCAGCGCUGUGAAGGUCCUGACGGGCAACCACAGGCUGAGGAUGGUGGUGAGGCGGGUGGGGAAAGUCCCCGGCAUCCGCUAUUCCAAAGAGAAAACGACAUGGGUGGACCUGAUCCACAAACGUAUGGUGGUGGAGGAGAGCGGGCGGACGCCUUCGGAGGUCAGCUCAGGCAGCGCCCUGCAUAGGAUCGUCCACCUUUACACCACCUCUGACGACUACUGUCUGGGCUUUAACAUACGAGGAGGGAAGGAGUUCGGCUUGGGCAUCUAUGUCUCCAAACUGGAUCCAGGCGGUCUGGCCGAGCAGAACGGAAUAAAGAUUGGAGACCAGAUCCUGGCUGCCAACGGCGUGAGCUUUGAGGACAUCAGCCACAGCAGCGCUGUGGAGGUGCUGAAGAGCCACACCCACAUCAUGCUGACCAUCAAGGAAGCAGGUCGAUACCCAGCAUACAAGGAAAUGGUGGCAGAAUACAGAUGGCUCAAUAAAUUGGCCAACGGCACUCAGCAGUCUUCCUCCCAGGCUUCAGACUCCAACUCUUCCACGUCCUCUCUGUCCUCUGGGACUCCGGUCAGCUCUCUGAGUGGCCUGUCUCAGGUCAUGUUCCCGUCCAGUCUGCCGUUCGGUUCUGACAUGGUGGARGUCUGCAUCUCCACGGAGGACCUUAGAUCCGAGUCGGAGCUAACUGAGACCGCCAUCCAGACAGAGGGGUCUUCCCAGAGGAUGUCUGCAGACACCACUCGCAGCCUGGGACCGACCACUCUGCUCAAAGACACGGCCAUCCGRGGAGAGGAGGGCAGACGGUGGAAAGAGUCGCCCAAGACGGCCGUGCUGCUGGCGCUCAGCAGACCGAGCCGACCAAUCAGCAGGUCGCAGAGCCAGGUCACCAUCGCAGAGAUCAAGCAGAAGAAAGAAAAGAAGAAGAAAGGGAAGGAUCCGGAGGAGAAGAGCACCCUGCAGCGAUCAAAGACAUUCGUCAACCUGCUGUUCAGAGGAGGACGCAAGAGGGACGCCUCCAGCGGUCGCUCUAAGUCCCCGCCCACAGACACACCUCGCAAAGCAGGACAAAAACUCAGCUCGAUGCCAAAUUCAGAGAUGCUGGGGGUGGUGGAGGACAUGUCCCGCAGGCUGCUGACCGAGGAGGAGGUGGCUGCAGUGAUGAAGGCCUGUCGAAGGUACGUAGCAGAGCGGUCAGUGGAGAACUUGAUUCGCCACCUGCUGGUUGUGUUGGACCGACCUGAAAAGCUACUGCUACUGAGGGAAAUCAGAAUGCUCCUUUCACCGUCCGAUCUGAAUGUGUUCAACAACGUCGUGACUGCGGUUGAAAUCGAAGCUUACGACAUCCUGAAAUAUCGCUCAGUUCGAACUCCUCCUCUUCGAUCUCCCAUUUCUGGACGAGCUCCCAAACGKCGCCUCAUCACUCCCAUCCCGGAUUUCAGGGGGGGCUUUGAGCUGCACAGUGCUGAGGAGGUGGAGAAGGAGAGCCACCUGCUGGAGGAGCUGGAGAAGCUCAGCCUGACCGGUUCCCAGGGAUCCGGUGGGAAACCCAGAAGCUCCAGGUCCUUCUCAUCUCUGCUGGACAUACCUGUGGAUGGAUUUGACCCAGAGCCCAGGGACCUCAGGCCCCCCUCUGCCAGGACGAUGCUCCCCAACUGGCUGCUGGCCCACAGCAGCAGCCUCCACCCUCCCCUCUGCACAGACAUCAACACGGUUCGCUCGGUCCACUUCGACGAGGCUUCGCUGCGCUCGGACACGGAGAGGGGACGGGCUCUUUUCAGAAACAGCCAGGCUCAGAACAGGAGGGAACACAGCGGAGGCAGGAGUAAAAAGUUCACGCUGCAGAGCGCCAACCGAAGGAGUCGCCCUCCUUUGUCUCAGGUGUUUGGGACACAUCAYGACCAACAGGUGAACGGCUUCAAAAACAGACUCAACGGUGCUGACUCUGAGGAGGAGCACCAGCUCAGAACUGUCAGCAUCUCCAAAACCAAACAGUCUCUGGGAAUCAGUAUAUCUGGUGGGAUGGAGUCAAAAAUUCAGCCGGUGGUGAAGAUCGAGAAGAUCUUUCCUGGAGGAGCUGCCUCCACUUGUGACGUCCUCAAGAAACAGAAGUUAAACUGUCUUUUAAUUAAAACCACAGUGGGCUCAAGAAAUGUACAGCAUGAAAAUAUACAUUUAAUGUCUUCAUACAAAUAAUGCAGGUUAUAAAAUUUUAUCUGAGGAACCAAAACAAACUUCAAUAUACAGGUUUUAUAUUUAUAGGGAGAGAAAACACGUUGGACAUUGCUUUGGUCUAUUCACAGUGGUUAUGUUUUUGUGUGUAUUUGACUUUUUUUUAAGACAAAACCUUCAGAA
Austrofundulus limnaeus is the source of this 3100-nucleotide messenger RNA. RefSeq names its product PDZ domain-containing protein 7. The record is from RefSeq and is a predicted model, not a curated record. Gene Ontology annotation, biological process: auditory receptor cell stereocilium organization; sensory perception of sound. Lineage: Eukaryota; Metazoa; Chordata; Actinopteri; Cyprinodontiformes; Rivulidae. Gene Ontology annotation, cellular component: stereocilium tip; plasma membrane; stereocilia ankle link complex. Gene Ontology annotation, molecular function: protein binding.